AUGUUCGUGGAAAGGGUGCGAGAAGAAGUUUUCAGCAAUUCGAAAAAAUUCCCGGACAAGUUAUCGGGUGCAAUCGUAAUGGAAAAACCGAACAUCAAGUGGAGUGACAUUGCUGGUUUGGAAACAGCAAAAGAAGCACUCAAGGAAGCAGUCAUCCUACCAAUCAAGUUCCCUCAACUUUUUACUGGUAGGCAUUUGAAUGCUCAGCUGUGGUGGUUGGAGGAACUUGGAGGAAUGCGAAAAACACGCGGUGUUAAAGUAGCACCGGAUGAGCAAUUGGAAAGGAUUUUGCAGUUCUGGGGAGAUGUUCAAGUCGGAGAAGUUUGA
This is a messenger RNA of Ostertagia ostertagi, 327 nucleotides long. Lineage: Eukaryota; Metazoa; Nematoda; Chromadorea; Rhabditida; Trichostrongylidae. The record is from the annotation of a GenBank genome assembly.